Messenger RNA from Paramuricea clavata, 2541 nucleotides. NCBI's taxonomy places the organism in Eukaryota, Metazoa, Cnidaria, Anthozoa, Malacalcyonacea, Plexauridae. The record is from the annotation of a GenBank genome assembly.
AUGGUGCCCCAUUUCAUUGGUCGACAACAAGAAUGUGAAGAUAUCUUGCGUGUGUUGACGUCUACAUCUCCUCGGCUAGUCUCUGUAUCUGGACCCCCUGGUUUUGGAAAAACCUCAUUGGCUAUUUCAGUAGGACACCAACUUAGACAGCUCGGUUUACCAGUUUAUUUCCUUUCAUUAAGAAGCGUCAAGACAGCGGAAGAGUUGAUAUCUGAGCUCCUAAACCCAUUUCCACAUGCGUCGUCUGAUAUAACGGGGCGAGAGCGUUCAAAACUAUGCGGACUCCUUAGUUCAAUACCUUCCAAUAUUUGCAUCAUCCUCGAUAACGCCGAUAACCUUUUUGAGAGUGGUGGUGAAACGAGCCGAGAUGCUUCAGACCUACUGGAAAAGAUAUUUUCUCAUUGCAAUAAUGUGUCCUUUCUAUUGACCACAAGGACGAAUCUUCAAUCGGUGCUGGGAAGAAAAUUUGCUGGUCACACUUCUGUCGGUGUUGCAUCGCUAGAGAGAAAAUCGGCGCAAACGCUUGUUCAAGAACUUGUCCCUUCUGCUGAUGAAAAUGAAUGUUGCAGAGUGACUGAGCUUUGUGGAGACGUUCCACUGGCCAUCAUGCUUUUGUGCGGUCAAAUCGUUGACGAGAAGAAGAGUGCAUCACAAUUCCUUGACAACUUUAGCAGUUCUUCAAAAACGGUAAUAGAGUUGUUGGAUGAUCCAGAUGCGCCUAAUGAUCAGAGUUUAAAGGUCUUGUUCGAGUCUUAUUUCAGAAGACUGUCUCGAGAAGAGCAAGAAGCAUUUGUUUGUCUUUCAGUUUUCGUCAGUGAAGUGUUCGACGAGCAAGCUGCAAUAAACGUUAUUGGAGGAGAUCAGGACACAGCAAAGAAAACUUUGUUGAGGCUCAAGAAAAAAUAUUUGGUUGAAGCAAAUUCCUCCGAAGUAGUGUUGUUUUCUUUUCACCCUCUUGUCAGGUCAUUUGGUUCCGAAAAAGCGGCUGACAUGAAAGAAAUUGCUUGCGAAGCACAAAGGCGAUUCCUGAGUUAUUACGUCAAGUUGUUUGAAGAUUUAAAUAACCAGUUUCUCGCUGGGGAUUCUCUCCUCGCAUUUCACGAUUUCGAAUUGAACAAAGAAAAUUUGGUGCAUAGUCUCUCCGAAGGUAUUCAAAACGAGGCUGUCUGCGACGCAAUAUUCGAUGUUCUUUCCGAUGCGGAUCUGUUUUUGGACACCGUUUGCUACUUCGAGCGUGGCUGGAUGUUUUACAAAAUUUAUAAUUUCGCAAUAGCCAAGGCAAAAGAGCAGCGUAAAUUUAAAACAGUCCACCAACUGCUUAUUGCUAAAGCUUUUUCCGAAAUAAUCUGGUAUGAUGGAGCUACAUUGGCUUUACUAAAAGAAGCCGAAGAUAUAGAGAAGCAAAAUCCUCUCCUUACUUCAGAAGUUGCCAUUGGAAAACGAAUUUGUUACUAUGGGAUUCACUUGCUAAUACAUAGAGCGGCGGCAAAAGGAGGCAAAAUUCUUGAAACAGGGAUAUCUCUGUUGAGUUCCGAAAAUACUGUACUUAAGGUUUUAAGCUCCCAGAUUCUUGCUUUGAUUGCUGCUAAGAGAGAAAACUCUUCUUAUUACCAGAACAUUGUUUUUACUGAAUGCGCUAACAGACCAUCCUUGUAUGCUUUCUUCAAAGCUAUACAAGAAGCCGAUUGCGCUGACGAAAAAGAGAAUGAAAACGCGAAAGCUUUAAGUCAACCACUAAUUUUGGCGCUUGCUCUUCUCAUCAACUUUAUUGCGGAUUGCUACGGCAUGAAGGAAGUAAUGUAUAAACUUGGUUUGCCUGUCUCAAAGUUACGGAAAGAAGUCGAAGCCAUGGCACAGAACGACCGUCUAUACCGUCCACUACUCUUACUCGUUGAAAACGCCGUGGAAAGGGUCAAAAUAAAGCAAGAGAGUCCAACAGCGCUGCAACUCGCUCUUGAUAAUUUUAUAGAAGAAAACGGUCGGCUAAGCCCGGAUACAGCCGUAAAGUACUAUUACAUUGGAACAACUCUAUACAGACAGAGGAAUUAUGACGCUUCUUUGAGAUCUCAUUAUGAAGCACUGGACAUCAGGUUGAAGCUUUAUGGGCACAACUUAGACACCGCUGAGAGCUAUCAUGAGAUUGGACACACCCAAUUUGCGAAAAAAGAUUACAAGUCAGCACUGAAAUCGUUCGAGAAAGCGCUUGAUAUCAGACAAAAUAUUCACGGGAAAAUCCACCGAGACGUUUCCCGCGCUUGUUAUUCCAUUGGAGCGACAAAGUAUUACUUGAAAGAGUACGAUUCAGCUGUGCAUUGGUACCAGCAAUCCCUGGAUAUCAGAGUGGCACUCUAUGGAAAAGAAGACCCAAUGUCCGCUGAAAGCUACCACUCGAUUGCCGUGUGUCAGUAUGAAAUGCAAGAUUAUAAUUCUGCUCUGGAGUCAUGUCAACAGGCGCUUGAUAUUAAGUUAAAGCUAUUUGAACAGCAGAGCGAAGAUACAAGCGACAGUUAUCACCUAAUGAAAUUGAUACGUAGUCGAUAG